Molecule: messenger RNA, 5623 nt
Organism: Conger conger (European conger)
Lineage: Eukaryota; Metazoa; Chordata; Actinopteri; Anguilliformes; Congridae
Gene: g2e3
Product: G2/M-phase specific E3 ubiquitin protein ligase
Exons: 14
Coding region: 574-2691 (705 amino acids)
Cellular component (GO): nucleus
Molecular function (GO): ubiquitin-protein transferase activity
Source: RefSeq, a predicted model, not a curated record
AUGUAAGAGGAGAUGUAUACAGCUAGCCAAGGCGAGUAGCUAGAUCUUAUUGAGUAGUAAGAUAUCUAAAUUAUACGGCCGAUUCGGGUUUUUCUUUUCUUUUGUGUGUGUGUGUAGCUAUCCAGCUCACUGAAGCCUUUUAAAGUAAGUUAAUCUUAGCUGUACAUUAAAGUUAACAUACUCUCUUAUAGCUACAGGGUUAUAUCUUAUGCACGGUCAUUUGUCUAGCUACCAUACGAAUAAUUGGGUAAAAUUAGACAGCUAGAUAGAUAGGCAUUUACUUAGCUAGCUAUCGAGAACACGAAAAUGAAGUUAUGUAGCUAUCUAGACUAUGAUGAUCGCUUCAUUUUUUUCUAUGAUAACUUUAUUUAUUGCACGCGUUAUUAACAGUCGACUGCUAGUUUAGCAACAGUUUGCAAGCGAUGAUAGUUAGCUUCGGUAACGACGUUUCCCAGCAGAACAUCAUAAUUGUGUAUGCGUGCUUACCACGGAGAAAAACAUCCAUUGCCUAUCGACGUCAACGUACUUUAGCUAGCUAACUUAACUUAACCUGCACCGAAAACGCAUUUAACUAUGAAGAGGAUACAGCGUUCAGAUGAUGAAAACGAUGCACAACAAUGCUGUGUGCUUUGCAAGCUUUCCGAGAAUUCCCCAGACAAAUUCGGGGAGAAGAUCACACUACGACAGCACGGACUAACUGUGCAUUAUUUUUGUCUGUUGAUGUCCAGUGGAGUGUAUCAACGAGGACAGGAGGAUGAAGGAAUCCAUGGGUUUUUAGUGGAGGACAUCAAACGGGAGGUCCAACGAUCCAGUAGGCUGCGAUGUGGAGUUUGCAAGAAGAAAGGUGCCUCUGUUGGAUGCAGUAUCAGAAGAUGUAGAAAGACGGUCCAUUUGCCUUGUGGAAUUAAAGAAGAAUUUGUCUUCCAGUUCACUGGCCUUUUUCCGUCAUUCUGCAGAGAGCACCGUCCCACCCAGAGUCAAGCGCUUUUAUCCCCCAUCUGCAUGCCGCUGUCCUGCUCUGUGUGCCUAGACACCAUUGAACCUGUCCUCUCUUACUCCGUGCUGAAAUGUCCCUGCUGCCAUAGUAGCUGGUUCCACCGGGAUUGUGUACAGCACCAGGCCUAUAGUGCUGCAUUGUUCUUCUUCAAGUGCACCAUCUGCAGCAAUAAGGAGCAGUUUCAGCAAGAGAUGCUGCGCAUGGGAAUACACAUACCAGAGAGGGAUGCAUCAUGGGAGCUUGAGGAAAAUGCCUAUGUGGAAUUGUUGCAAGUGUAUCAGCACUGUGAUGCCCUCAAAUGUAGCUGCCAUGGUGGCCGGCAGUACAGUACACGCGUAGGGAAGUGGGAGAUUGUGCGCUGCAAAUUCUGUGGCUCUAGGGGAACUCAUCGGGAAUGCUCUUCCCUCAAGCUCUACGAGGACAGAUGGGCCUGUGUUGACUGCAUAUCUGCAGUUAAUGGAGAUGAUGCAUUACCAAAGCUGAGGUCAUCUCGGUCAGAGCUCAUGAAGGAAAGAAGAUCACUAAAAAGAUCGUCUUCCUUUCGCUCCAGUCUGGUCCGUAAAAGGUCCUCUAUGCAGGCGAGUUCUCCCAGGGAGAUCUUGUGUAGGCUUGCCAGACAGAUCUCUCUGGUCCAGUCCAUUCCUGUGGUGAUGAAAGGAGAUGGGGCAUUCAAGGCUGCCUUAAGGUUUCUUAGGCAUCCAAAUUUCACCCCAUACCACGGCCUGGCCGUGAGAUUCACUGGUGAUGAGCAGUGUCACAACAGUGAAAACCUACGCCGAUUUAUGUGGUUGCUAGUGAAUGAAAUCCAGAACUCCACACUCUUCGAGGGCCCUGAAAAUGCAAAGAACCUGAUGCUGAACUCACAGGCUCUGCGGGAUGACCUGUACUUCGAUGCGGGGUGCUUGCUGGCCCUUAGCCUGGUCCAUAGGGGACCCCCUCCAUGCUUUUUCUCCCGUGCGCUUUAUCAGACCCUGUUCCACUCACAACAAGACUCUCCACUCACCCUGCAGGUCCUAGGGAACACACUGUUUGCAGCCAAAGUCAAGAUGAUCAAGGAUGCAGAGUCUAUAGAGGAGCUGAAAGAGGCAAUCUUCUCGGCCUCAGAAUACCUGGAAGUGGCUGGAUGUCUUCGGAAAGUUGUCAGCCUUUCUGACAAAGAUAUGCUAGUGGAGGAUAUGUUGAACUUCCAUCUAGUUACUCGAGUUCAUUUGCCACUUCAAAGAUUUCGGGAGGGGCUGAAAACUCUUGGUCUGUUUGAUCAAAUCCAGAUGGAUCCUGAGGCAUUUUCAACCCUAUUCUGCUCUCCUCCCCACAAAAUAUCAGCUGAUUCUGUUGCAAACCUUUUUUCUGUCCAGUUCUCUGAUGACGAGGACAAGAAAACAAAAGAAACCAGGAUGGCGAGUUUCUGGAAGCAGUAUCUAUUAGAGUGUGAAGUGGGAAAGAGCGUGACAUCACUGGAGGAGGUCCUCAUCUUUGCCACCUCAGUGGAUGUGGAGCCAGCAUUGGGAUUCAGCCCUGCCCCCAGCAUCUCCUUCCAGCAUUCGGUGGAUUCUGUGGACUUGCUUCCCCAGCGUCAGCCAGAGAAAAACCACCUACUACUGCCAGUUCUCCGCUCCUACCAGCUCUUUAAGCGCCACAUGGAGUAUGCGGUCUCUGCAUACAGGAUGCAGGAAGAUUCUCUGGCCAUUUCGUGACCCGUUUAUCCACUGUUAACUUCCAUGUGCAUUAAAGAGGUCUAGGAGGCCAGAGGUCCUCACAGCAUACAGCAGAGGGACCUAUAGUGUAGAUCAGUUCAGCUAGCACAUCUCAUGGAAAUUCACACCAGUAAAACUACAAACUGAGAAUAGUCACGUUUUCAGCACUACCUACAGGGUACAUGCAGCUAUUCUGGCACAAUAUCAGAAAUACGAUUGCAUGUUUUAAUAUAUACGUCUUCAAAUAGCUAUGCUCGCAUAAGGAAGGGAGAGUUACACAAUUUGUGUUUAGUCUAUGGGUGAUGGUGAUUUUUGGGAAAUAAUGCUGAAGCGGACUGGCUGUGUAAGCACAGUUGUUUUGAAUGCCCUGUUAGCAUUCCAUACUGGUUUUAUUUCUGAAAAUGGAGGCAGUGCCUGCUAUUUCUUAGGACUGAUUUAUCUCUACAGGUUUUGAGGCUUCUCAUAUGAUAUUAUAUAUGUUGUAUAUAUUCAGUAUACAAAGUGGUAGUCUGGAUACUGUUUUCUUUUGAUUUAUGUUUUUGUAAAUAUAAUGCAUCUUGUGAGGCAGCACGGAUGGUGCAGUGGGUAUCACUGCCGCCUCACAGCAAGGAGGUCCUGGGUUCGAAUCCCCGUCGGCCGGGGCCCCUCUGUGCGGAGUUUGCAUGUUCUCCCCGUGUCUGCGUGGGUUUCCUCCGGGUACUCCGGGUACUCCGGUUUCCUCCCACAGUCCAAAGACAUGCACGUUAGGCUGAUUGGAGAGUCUAAAUUGUCCGUAGGUAUGAGUGUGUGAGUGAAUGGUGUGUGUGCCCUGUGAUAGACUGGCGACCUGUCCAGGGUGUAUUCCUGCCUUUCGCCCAAUGUAUGCUGGGAUAGGCUCCAGCCCCCCUGCGACCCUGAUCAGGAUAAGCGGGUUCAGAGAAUGGAUGGAUGGAUGGAUGGGUUUUGAGGCUUCUCAUAUGAUAUUAUAUAUGUUGUAUAUAUUCAGUAUACAAAGUGGUAGUCUGGAUACUGUUUUCUUUUGAUUUAUGUUUUUGUAAAUAUAAUGCAUCUUGUGAGGCAGCACGGAUGGUGCAGUGGGUAGCACUGCCGCCUCACAGCAAGGAGGUCCUGGGUUUGAAUCCCCGUCGGCCGGGGCCUCUCUGUGGAGUUUGCAUGUUCUCCCCGUGUCUGCAUGGUUUCCUCCCACAGUCCAACACAGACAUGCAGGUUAGGCUGAUUGGAGAGUCUAAAUUGCCCGUGGGUAUGAGUGUGUGAGUGAAUGGUGUGUGUGCCCUGUGAUUGACUGGCGACCUGUCCAGGGUGUAUUCCUGCCUUUCGCCCAAUGUAUGCUGGGAUAGGCUCCAGCCCCCCUGCGACCCUGUUCAGGAUAAGCGGGUUAAGAUAAUGAAUGAAUGAAUGAAUGAAUGAGUGAAUAAUGCAUCUUGUUCCAUUUGUCUUGUCACAUUGAAUUCACAUUGCAUUUGUGAGGACGCUGUUCAUGUUCAGUUGCAUUUGCUUUAUGUUUGGAUUGAGGAUUGGUGCAAUGAUCUUCUAAAGUUUGUUUAGAAUAUCAUUGCUCCAAUCCUUGUCCAUAUUUAGACUUUUGACCAAGUUUAGAACUGAUAAAUGUCUGUCAUUUGCCCAAAAAUGAGAUGAAUGGUCUUCUUUGCAAACAUUCAAUUUAUUCAUAUGUAUGUACAUAACAUACGUAUGAUUGUAUUUAAGUACUUAAGUGCAAAAGGGGGAUAUUUGAAAUCAUCAUGUUCUGUUCUGCAAAGUGUCACUAUGAGAGUUCCAUGGUAUAGUUAAAAUGAAGGGAGGACGAGUGCAGGACUAGUGCAGACUGUUGGAAUGAGCUCCUGCAGCCAUAAAAAUACAGGAACCCCAUAAUGCCACUGGAUUAUCUUUAUGUCUCUGACUGUCCAUUUAUGAGACGGCUUCAGUGUCCAGUUUCAGUGUCUCUACCUUGUCUAUAUUUAUGCUUAUUGUGGAUUGCAGUAUAUUCAAUUAUCUGUGUUGGGCUUGUGCUUCCUGGGGUGAGUAGACAUCACAAAUGUGAGUACAUCCCAUAUGUAUUCGUAUAACAACACACCACUACUUUUUGAAGCAUCUUUUGUAUUAUGUAUUAAGGCUUUUAAACCAAAUCAGAGUUAACAUGGCUCAACUUUAAUAAUGCUAUUGACAUAGAAUCAUCCUUUGGGCUUUGUUUUUUAUUAUUCUUACCUCAGAUUUCCAAAUCAUUUGUUUCUAGCAGCCCUUGUUUCUACUUUGUUUUUUUUACCUGAAGUGUUUAAAGUAUGUGCUUCCACAUGUAUAAAAAUGCAUUUCAUGCUUGAAACCAUUUUAUUUUCUGUUGUAUUUGAUGUUGAUUUUUAAAUUGGUGAUGAUUAGUAAAUCUCCAAGUCAGACAUGUCGAACUUUGCUAAAAUCCUGAAUAACCGUAUGCAGUAAUACUGUGAAAUUGCACAAUUUUGGGAGACUUGUACUGCCUCUACGAGGGAGUGUUAGACAACUGAGAAGUGAACUUCUGAGGCUUUUACAGACAACACCGCACUGGAAUUAUGGACCCAAAACAAUUUCACACCGUCCAGGUUGGACUAUAUCUCCAGCAGCUUUUGCAAUGCACUACAAUAAAGGACAGUCCCAGUGUCCCUGACACAGCGUCAGGAGUGUCAGCAUCUGUAUUAUCUACCUACCCACAGUAAGAAGUCAGUCUCACUUGUCCUGCCCUUACUAAAUGCAUCAUCACCUUUUCGUGUCUCAUAUUUUAACACAAUUGUGAAAAUCUUUGCUUUUAAAUCUUCAGAGGCGAUAGAGGCAUCUUAAUUGUCUUGAGCUGAUCUUUUCACUCCACUGAAAUUAAUUUACAUUCGCAUGCAUACUAAUGGUGUACUGUACAUGUAAAAGCACAGUCUUAAGAAAUGUGUUAAUAAAAAUGUGUUUACGCCAUAAA